Messenger RNA from Ananas comosus (pineapple), 3556 nucleotides. Its product is annotated as phosphoenolpyruvate carboxylase 4. NCBI's taxonomy places the organism in Eukaryota, Viridiplantae, Streptophyta, Magnoliopsida, Poales, Bromeliaceae. Gene Ontology annotation, molecular function: phosphoenolpyruvate carboxylase activity. The transcript is spliced from 20 exons. The record is from RefSeq and is a predicted model, not a curated record. Gene Ontology annotation, cellular component: cytosol. Gene Ontology annotation, biological process: tricarboxylic acid cycle; carbon fixation. The coding region runs from base 102 to 3233 and encodes 1043 amino acids.
CGUCUUCUUCUUCCUCCUCUCUCUCUCUCUCUCUCUCUCUCUCUCUCUCUCUCUCUCUCUCGCUCUCGCUCUCGCUCUCGGUGUCUCCAUCAUCGUCUACAAUGACGGAUACAACCGACGACAUAGCGGAGGAGAUCUCGUUCCAAUCGUUCGAGGACGAUUGCCGACUCCUCGGGAGCCUCCUCAACGACGUGCUCCACCGCGAGAUCGGGCCCCAGUUCAUGGACAACGUCGAGAGGAAGCGCAUCCUCGCUCAGAGUGCGGUUAAUAUGAGGGCGGCAGGGAUGGAGGAGACAGCAGAGUUGCUCGAGAAGCAACUCGCAAUGGAGAUAUCGAAGAUGACACUCGAGGAAGCCUUGUCACUGGCCCGCGCUUUUAGCCACUACCUAAGCCUUAUGAGCAUCGCAGAAACCCAUCACAGGGUCCGUAAGGCGCGUAAUGUCGCUUAUCUAUCAAAAUCAUGUGAUGACAUAUUCAGUAAGUUGAUACACGGCGGAGUUCCUCCUGAAGAACUUUAUAAUACUGUUUGCAAGCAGGAAGUUGAAAUUGUUCUUACGGCACAUCCCACUCAAAUAAAUAGGCGUACCCUGCAAUAUAAACACAUUAGAAUAGCCCAUCUUUUGGAGUUCAACGAACGCCCUGAUCUCAGCCAUGAAGAUAAAGAAAUGCUUAUCGAGGAUCUGAUGAGGGAGAUUACUGCAAUAUGGCAGACCGAUGAACUGAGGCGUCAUAAACCUACUCCUGUUGAUGAAGCUAGGACCGGCUUGCACAUUGUGGAGCAAUCGCUCUGGAAAGCUAUUCCACACUAUCUACGUCGUGUUAGCAAUGCACUAAAAAAGCAUACUAGUAGGCCACUUCCUCUAACUUGCACGCCAAUUAAAUUCGGCUCCUGGAUGGGUGGCGAUCGUGAUGGGAAUCCAAAUGUCACUGCAAAAGUGACAAGAGAUGUAUCUUUGUUGUCGCGGUGGAUGGCAAUGGAUCUCUACAUUAGGGAAGUUGACAAUCUUCGAUUUGAGCUAUCUAUGAACAGAUGCAAUGGUAGAUUGGCAAGCUUAGCGAAUGAAAUCUUACUUAAAGAAUCGGCAUCUGAGGAUCGGCAUUACGAAAGCUGGAAUCAGCCAAUAAAUAGAAACCAUAUGAAACAUUACAAUCACCAAGGCUUGGCAUUGCCAGCUCACCUGCCAGCUGGUGCUGAUCUUCCUUCCUGCACAGAAUGCAAUGAUGGUGAUUCUAAAUACCACGUAGUAGAAUUUCCCGGCAACAUUACUCGGCAGAAUUCCGCUGAAAAUUCCUCAAGAAAAUAUGAAGAUGGUGUGGUCUCUUUAGAAAACAGCUCUUUGCCUCCUCUAGGGUCGUCAAAAGUGAAUAAGACGAACACUAGUCUCGUUCAAAGAAAGCUUUUCGCAGAAUCCCAGAUUGGCAAGUCAAGCUUCCGGAAGCUUCUGGAGCCCAGCCUGCAACGCCCUGGAAUCGCCCCAUAUAGAGUGGUUCUUGGGCACGUAAAUGAUAAGCUAAUGAAGACACGUAGACGGCUUGAGCUUCUCCUUGAGGAUCUUCCUUGCGAACAUGAUCCAGCUGAGUAUUAUGAAACAUCCGAUCAACUACUGGAACCAUUACUCUUGUGUUAUGAAUCCCUGCAAUCUUGCGGUUCCACCAUUCUCGCUGAUGGGAGGUUAGCUGAUCUGAUAAGAAGGGUUGCCACCUUUGGAAUGGUCUUAAUGAAGCUUGAUCUUCGCCAGGAAUCGGGUCGGCAUGCUGAAGCAUUGGAUGCCAUCACAACAUACCUUGAUAUGGGUGUUUAUAGUGAGUGGGAUGAAGAAAAGAAACUGGAAUUUUUAACCAGUGAGCUUAAAGGAAAGAGGCCUUUAGUUCCCCCAACUAUAGAGGUGAAUCCAGAUGUGAAAGAGGUCCUCGACACUUUCAGAGUGGCAGCUGAACUGGGGAGCGACUCGCUUGGAGCAUAUGUGAUCUCAAUGGCUUCCAAUGCUAGUGAUGUUCUUGCUGUGGAGUUGUUGCAAAAGGAUGCUAGGCUUUCUGUGAGUGGGGAACUGGGGAGACCGUGUCCGGGUGGAACGUUAAGAGUUGUUCCACUCUUUGAAACUGUAAAAGAUUUGAGAGAGGCCGGGUCGGUAAUUAGGAAGUUACUAUCAAUCGACUGGUAUCACGAACAUAUUAUUAAGAACCACAACGGCCACCAAGAGGUUAUGGUUGGUUACUCUGAUUCUGGGAAAGAUGCUGGUAGAUUUACCGCGGCAUGGGAAUUGUAUAAGGCACAAGAGGACGUUGUUGCUGCAUGUAAUGAGUUUGGGAUUAAAGUCACUCUCUUCCAUGGGCGGGGUGGGAGUAUCGGUCGUGGCGGCGGGCCAACUUAUCUGGCUAUACAGUCGCAGCCUCCCGGAUCCGUAAUGGGAACGCUCCGCUCAACCGAGCAAGGCGAGAUGGUGCAAGCCAAGUUCGGGCUCCCCCAAACCGCCGUACGUCAACUCGAGAUCUACACUACUGCUGUCCUGCUCGCAACAAUGCGGCCCCCUCUCCCCCCUCGUCAUGAGAAAUGGCGCCACGUGAUGGAGGAAAUAUCCAAUACGAGCUGCAACCACUACCGCAGCGUCGUGUACGACAACCCUAACUUCAUAACCUACUUCCAGGAGGCCACCCCACAAGCCGAGCUGGGCUUCUUGAACAUCGGGAGCCGCCCGAGCCGUCGGAAAACCUCGACGGCUAUCGGCCAUUUAAGAGCCAUUCCCUGGAUCUUCGCAUGGACCCAAACCCGGUCCGUCCUACCGGCCUGGCUCGGCAUCGGAGCCGGUCUAAAAGAUGCGUGCGAUAAAGGAUACAAAGAAGAACUACAAGCCAUGUACAAAGAGUGGCCUUUCUUCCAAUCCACUAUCGAUCUAAUCGAGAUGGUUUUAGCGAAGGCGGAUGUUUCUAUCGCGAAGCAUUACGACGAAGUGUUAGUGUCGGAGGAGAGGAGGGCGUUGGGCGCGGAGCUGAGAGAGGAGCUGGUUACGACCGAGAAGUUCGUUUUACUUGUCGGCGGGCACGAGAAACUAUCACAGAACAACCGCAGUCUGAGGAGGUUGAUUGAGAGCAGGCUGCCGUACUUGAAUCCGAUCAACAUGCUGCAGGUCGAGAUACUGCGGAGGUUGCGGCGCGACGAUGACAAUCAUAAGCUCAGAGACGCGUUGCUCAUCACCGUAAAUGGAAUCGCCGCUGGGAUGAGGAACACCGGCUGAUUAUAAUCCUGGGCUAUAUAAAAAAAAAGAUUGAAAAAUUCGAAUUUGAUGCUUUUUAUCUGAGAAAUGUGCUGAAACUGUUUAAGUUUCGUCGGGUUUUGCUCUUAUUUCUGUUUAGGUGAGUGCUUUACACUCCGUACAAAAGUAGAACAACCUGGUAAAUAAGAGAGCUAGGGUUUUAAGCUAUUCCACGUCUCGGCAAUGGAAACGCCAGAUCUCGUUCGGAAUGCAAUAAAUUCAUUAGGAUUCUGAUGUUGCUGAGUAUGUUGUUGUUGCCUUUUCAAGUAACUUUAAAUUGUGAGGUUUUAUAGUGUUGGCUUAAA